AUUUCCCGCUAACGAAAACAAAUAGAAAUAGGGUUGUUUUUCGCCCCCUAUUCGAUUUCAUCUUCUUCACUCGCCAAUUUUAACCAAUUUUCAAUUCUAACAAUUUUUCGAUUUCCAUGGGAACAGAAUAUAGCAAGAUUGGAAAAACGACGCCGUCACAGUCAGCGAUGGUAGUGAGCAUCAACAACUUCUCCGACGAGAUACUAACUCACAUUCUCUCAUUUCUCCCAUUCAAAGACGCUUUCAGAACCACCGUUCUCUCCAAGAGAUGGCGCCCAUUAUUCCACUCACUCUCCGUCCUCCGCUUCGACGACACCUGCGUGAAAAACACAGAUAAUUGGAUUCUCUUCCGUCAAUUCAUGGACUUAGUUAUGUUCUCUCCAUACUCUCACAACCUAACCCUAAAAUCUUUUCAUCUCAACUGUCGUUCCAUGCGCUGGGAUUCUAAGGUAUUCCUUUUUCCAACUAUUUUCAUCUGCAAAACUCUUGUGGUUCUCAAAUUGAAGAGUAUACGUGUAACCACUAUGAUUGAUUGUUUUGUUGAUCUUCCUUUGCUUAAAAAUCUUGAUCUGUUUUUUGUUCGAUUCGAUUGUAUAGAGGAUUUCAUGAAACUUCUUUCUGGGUGUCCCGUUUUGGAGAAUUUGAAAACUGAGGAGGUUUUAAAGGCGGAAUUAAAGAAACUUAUCAUUGGGUGUUCCAUGUUGGAGGAUUUGAAAUAUGGAUAUGAUGAUUCAAUUGUCGGUGUUACUGCGGGAGGAUACUCUAAACCCUUACCCAAGUUGAGCAAAGCUGAUAUCCAUUUAUUCGAUGUUCCGCUAAGAGCAGUUUCCGGUGUGCAGUUUCUCACCUUAACCGGGAUGGGGAAAAGUCUUCCCAAUGAGGAAAUCAAUUCAUAUUACAAAGGCUAUCCUGUGUUUGAAAACUUAAUUGAACUUCAACUAUUUUGGUUUGAUCAUUGCAUUCACGACUGGGUUGAGGUAGUGACAAUGCUCCAAAAUUGUCCCAAACUUCAAAUUCUUUCUAUCUCAAAGUGCAGGAAUUCAACAACUACAGAGGAUAGCAAAUACCCAAAUCAUGUUCCUAAAUGUGUUUCCUCUCAUCUAACAACAUGUAAAAUUAUAGACUAUGAACCGGUGGAAGCUGAUUUUCAAUUUGCAACAUAUAUGUUGCAGAAUGCCAGACUUUUACAGGUUAUGGAAAUCCAUUGUCCCUUUACCCCAAAAGCAAUGGUGAGCCCCAAAUUCAUAGAUGAUUUAAUCUACUGCCCAAGGAUCUCUCCCGCAUGUAAGCUGUCAUUGGAAUGAAUGUUUCUAGUUCGUAAAUGCAUACCUGGUGUUUUCCUUAGAUUCUAUACAUAUCAAUGGUCCUCCGAUUCUUGGGCGCACUUGAUAACAAUGCAAUGUACGUUUCACUUUGAAAUUUCCGAAACCAAAUUGCUUGAGUUGUAUUUUUCCAAGCCUUCUAAGCUGUUAUAGCAUGGGAAUAGUUUUCAAGAUCUGCUAGC
Messenger RNA from Trifolium pratense (red clover), 1504 nucleotides. Its product is annotated as FBD-associated F-box protein At5g60610-like. The record is from RefSeq and is a predicted model, not a curated record. NCBI's taxonomy places the organism in Eukaryota, Viridiplantae, Streptophyta, Magnoliopsida, Fabales, Fabaceae. Gene Ontology annotation, molecular function: protein binding.